AUGCAGACGCGGAACGGGACGCUGUACAAGAGCUGCGACUACAACGACUCGGGCCCCGACGACACCGUGGAGUGGUCCGCCGCCGCGCCGGAGUUCAGCAAGGACGCCGUCACCGUCGCCAUGCCGCUCCUCAAGGAAGGCCGCGCCUACUUCUUGUCGCGGAACUACGACGGCGAGCAGUGCGAGAGCGGCCAGCGCUUCGCCAUCGGGAGCAUGGGAUCCGUCGGUGGCCGCUGGAAACGAUGGCCUCCUCCCAACGCGGUCUGGCGUAGCUUCGAAGGGCUUCCUAUCCCGUGA
Messenger RNA from Miscanthus lutarioriparius, 297 nucleotides. NCBI's taxonomy places the organism in Eukaryota, Viridiplantae, Streptophyta, Magnoliopsida, Poales, Poaceae. The record is from the annotation of a GenBank genome assembly.